Staurois parvus is the source of this 2867-nucleotide messenger RNA. The record is from the annotation of a GenBank genome assembly. NCBI's taxonomy places the organism in Eukaryota, Metazoa, Chordata, Amphibia, Anura, Ranidae.
UUGUAGGGGGAGAAGAAUAAUGGCUUCGAUGUGCUAUAUCACAACAUGAAACAUGGCCAGAUAUCAACAAAGGAGCUCUCAGAGUUUAUUCGGGAAAGGUCGACAAUUGAAGACGCUUAUUCUCGGUCAAUGACCAAACUUGCCAAGACUGCUAGCAAUUAUACACAACUUGGGACCUUUGGACCUGUUUGGGAUGUCUUUAAAACUUCAACAGAAAAGCUUGCUGGCUGUCAUCUAGAACUUGUCAAGAAAUUACAGGACCUUAUAAAAGAGCUCCAAAAAUAUGGGGAAGAACAACUGAAGUCUCAUAAAAAGACUAAGGAGGAAGUAUCUGGAACUUUGGAGGCUGUACAGAACAUUCAGAGUACUACUCAAGCCCUGCAGAAAGCCAAGGAACUGUACAACAUCAAGUGUGUGGAGCAGGAGAAGCUGAAGAAGGAAGGCGCAGCCCAGAAAGAGAUAGAAAAGGCAUCAUUAAAAGCCAAGAAAGCCACAGAAAGCUACAAGGGCUGUGUUGAGAAAUACGCUGCUGUAAAAUCUGACUUUGAGCAAAAGAUGGCAGAGACUGCACAGAAAUUCCAAGACAUCGAAAAGGCACAUCUCAUUCGGAUUAAAGAUAUCAUUGGUUGCUUUUCUCAUUCUAUCAGUGAGGUUCAUAUUCAGAUUGGCCAGGUUCAUGAAGAGUUUAUAAACAACAUGGCAAACAUCACAGUAGAAAGCUUACUAGAACAGUUUGCGGAGUCUAAAGGCACUGGAAAAGAAAGGCCUGGUCCCAUCGAGUUUGAAACAUGCAACACAGCCAUUGCAGUAGAAGGAUUGAGGCCGAAGAAAAGAAAGCCAUUUGGACUUCCAACGAUAAUAAAGAAGGAGAAGGAUGCAGAAUCUGUAGAGAAUGCAGAUUCUGAUUCAAUAAAUGUUCCUGCAGUUGAUGAUGAAGGGUACAGUAUAAAACCAGAAGAUAACCAGAAUUAUACCAAAGAAAAUCAUUUUUACUCUUCAAGUGAUUCUGAUGAUGAUGAUGGGCCUAAAAAAUUUCAUGUUGAGAUCAAACCUGUGCAGCCUAAUAAUGGCUCCCAUCACACUAUGGCCUCCCUAGAUGAACUAAAGGUUUCUAUUGGAAAUAUAUCCCUUUCACCAGCACCUUCUAGGCACACAUGAUCCGGAAUGCUUCAAGCGAAGAGAUGACCAAACUAAAAAUGCCAGGAACAACCGAUAGAGUCAACAGUGAUCUUUUGGCCUGGGACCCAUUGUUUGGCAACUCAGUUGAAUCCUCUUCUCUCUCGUCAUCCAGUUCUACAGCUGCACUAAAGGAGCCUUUUGGGAGUUUUGCUUUUUCUCCCACAUCUCUGACCUCAAGUAAUAUGUCUGAGUUCACUUUUGAUUUCCCAAUGUCUGAUCCCGGGGACUCAACACAAUCUGAUUUUGGUGCCAAUUUUGCCCAUAAUGUUGGCACAAUGAAAGCUCAGGUAGAAAACACACAACCUCAAAGGCCACAGAUUGCUCUGUAUGAGAGUAACAGCAGAACAUACAAUAGAGGUCGCAAGAAGAUUCAGAGAUUCCAUAGCGCUUUUGAGAAAGUUGACAACAUGCGGUAUUAUUUAUCGGAGAGAACUUUGAGGAACUAUGUUCUUGAAGAAUAUGUAGGUUUCUCUAAUGCCAACUAUUGUCUUGAUGAUGUAUUUGUUGAAGAAAACUCAAAUCCUUCUGACAAGUCUUCAAAGUCUGCCUCUAUAAACUGUAGCCUACCUACAGUUCAUACAAACAAUGUGUCGCCACCUGCACGACCAACCACACCACUCUCGGUAGGCACAAUUGUACCCCCUCCACGGCCUCCAUCAAGACCAAAGCUUCCUUCAGGCAAACUCAGUGGAAUAAAUGAAUUACCGCGACCGUUCAGCCCUCCUGUGACAUCUAACACUAGCCCCCCUUCCUCUGCUUCUUUGCCUCGUGCAGAAAGCUCUUCUUCAAUAUCCUCGUCUGCUUCAAUUAGUGCAGCAAAUACUCCCACUUUUGGUAUAUCCCGUGGGCCAAGUCCAGUUACCUUAGGAUCCCAGGACACUUUACCUGUUGCUGUAGCGAUGUCGGAGUCUGUUAACGCUUACUUCAAAGGAGCAGACCCAGCAAAAUGUAUUGUCAAGAUUACUGGGGAUAUGACCGUGUCAUUUCCAAGUGGAAUUAUUAAAGUGUUCACAAGUAACCCCUCUCCAGCAGUGCUUUGCUUCAGAUUAAAAAACACCAGCAAGCUUGAGCAAAUUCUACCAAAUACUCAACUUUUAUACAGUGAUCCUUCCCAGAGCGAUAACAACUGUAAAGACUUCUGGAUGAAUAUGCAAGCAGUCACUGCCUACCUCAAGAAAUCUUCUGAGCAGAACCCAUCUGCCUCCUAUUAUAAUGUGGACAUCUUAAAAUACCAGGUGUCAUCAAAUGGAAUUCACUCCACACCUCUGAACCUUGCCACCUACUGGAAGUGUAACCCCACCACUACAGAUGUCAGGCUAGAUUAUAAGUACAACCCAGAGUCCAUGGCGGGGCCCAGUGCAUUAUCGAAUAUACAGGUUGUGGUUCCAGUGGAUGGUGGUGUCACAAACAUGCAGUCUUUACCAAAUGCAAUAUGGAAUUCUGAACAGAUGAAAGCCCUGUGGAAAAUAUCUACAAUUUCAGAAAAAUCUGAAAAUGGAGGAUCUGGAUCACUCAGGGCAAAAUUUGAUGUCUCAGAGGGACCUAGCAACCCGAGCACUGUGGCAGUGCAGUUUGUCAGUGACGGCAGCACCCUGUCUGGUGUGGACAUUGAACUAGUGGGCACAGGUUACCGCCUUUCUUUAGUGAAAAAAAGGUUUUGCACAGGAAGAUACAUGGCUGACUGUUGA